GGUGCAUUCCUGUGUUUAGACGUUCCUCGAAAAACUAGCUCAUGUUGCUGUUGCGAUCCUCUCGUAUAUUUAAGACUACCUACCUACUAUUAAUUAUCAAUUGUAUAGUAUCAUUGAUACUACAUUAAGCAACGAGUUGUAACAACUAGUAUUUUUUACUUGAUUGAGAUUAGUGGUUAAAUACCAGUCAUUAUUUCGUAUAUCACUAUGCAAUAUGCAUAAUUAUUUGUAUUAAUUUGAUAAAUACAUUUUACAUACAUCGUUUUUUUUAUGAUUUUUACUGUUGUAUGUCCAUAGUUGAUGCUAAUUUAAUUGCCUCUUUUUGUUUCCAAACUUGUUGUGAAACUAAUAGUAAUGACUCACGAUUCAAUGAAAGAAGCUGCAAAAUGGAUUUCAUAUAAGAAUCCUGUUGUCACUAAUUCAGUUCAAGGGUUUAAUUCAAUGCUAAGUUGGAUCGGAUUAACAAGUUCUGGUGAAAAGCAAAAUAUAAUGAAACUCGAAAAUCACGAUUUAUUUAAAAUUAUUGGAAAAAAUAGUUAUAUCUUUAAAAUGGCUGGUCUUUUGGGAGCAUCAGCUGUUAUACUUGGAGCUUACGGUGCUCAUGUUGUAGCACAUAAAGCUAAUCCAGAAGAAGCUAAAAAUUUUGACACCGCAAAUCGGUAUCAUUUUUUUCAUACAUUUGCAUUGUUUGGUGUACCAUUUUGCCGGUUCCCAAGAAUUACUGCUGCUCUACUUAUUAGUGGUACAUUUAUAUUUUGUGGAACAUGUUAUUACAACGGAUUGACUGCAGAUAAAACAUAUAAUAAAUUUACUCCCACUGGUGGUAUGUUAUUAAUUGCUGCCUGGUUGUCAAUGGCCUUAUAAAAUAUAAAUUAUUACAAGAUUUAA
This is a messenger RNA of Sipha flava (yellow sugarcane aphid), 888 nucleotides long. Its product is annotated as transmembrane protein 256-like. Lineage: Eukaryota; Metazoa; Arthropoda; Insecta; Hemiptera; Aphididae. The transcript has 5 exons. The record is from RefSeq and is a predicted model, not a curated record. Bases 355 to 864 code for a protein of 169 amino acids.